Messenger RNA from Nomia melanderi (Alkali bee), 2817 nucleotides. RefSeq names its product lipid storage droplet-1. The record is from RefSeq and is a predicted model, not a curated record. Gene Ontology annotation, biological process: lipid storage; positive regulation of triglyceride storage. Gene Ontology annotation, cellular component: cytosol; lipid droplet. Lineage: Eukaryota; Metazoa; Arthropoda; Insecta; Hymenoptera; Halictidae.
GUAUCGUCGUGUCAUAGGUCACGCCGAUGAGAUACCAUUUCGCAUCUCGCGAUGUGCAGUCAGCGGCAUGUUCUUCGGCGAAACACCAACUUUUCUCUCGUACCAUCUCGACUUCGCGUUCUGCCACGUUAUAUAAUCCCAUCGUGAUCAAACUCUUCAGUCGCUGGCCACCCCUACGCAACGUCCCUACGUUCUGAGCGACGAUUUUACAAAUGGCGCGGCCAAACGUGAAAAAGCGGCACUCAGAUUUGCCGCAAUUCGAAUUUGUCAUCAGGAUUACAAAUCUUCCCAUCGUGGAGAACAGUAUACAUAUUGCUAGUAACGUGUAUGAUAUGAUAAAGCGUUCAAACUCUUUAAUGAGUUGGAGUUUGGACACUGCUGAACAGUCAUUAGCGAUCGCUACAGCAUCCGCGAAACCAGCGAUUUAUGCGUUAAAUGGCCCCAUCACGACAAUCGAUCAGCUCCUCUGCAAAGGCAUCGACAUCGUUGAGCAAAGAGUGCCGUCUGUUCAUCUACCUCCUCAUCUUAUGUACAGCAACGCGAAAGAAUACGUGAACAAUAAAAUCUUUAAGCCUGUCCUGAUGCGAGCCGGAAGUGUAAAACAGAUAGGAAGUCAGGCAGCGAACGCCGCGGCUGAUAGAUUAAACGAUGCUUUGAUCGCUGCUGACAAAUAUGUUGAUCAUUAUUUGCCUGCUGAUCCCGCCGAUAAAGUAGACGAUGGUAACCCCGCAGAACCUGUAAGCAAGACUACUCGAACUAUUAAGCAUGGUGCCAGAUUCUCGAGAAAACUACAGAAGAGACUGACGCGUCGUACAUUAGCAGAAGCUCGUGCCUUGAAGGAGCAGGGUACAGAAUGCAUUCAUGUACUUUUAUACGUUGUGGAACUGUUAGCAACAGAUCCGAAAUUAGCAUAUCAGAAAGCAAAGGAGCUAUGGGCAACAUUAAGUUUACCGGAGCCGGAGAAUCAAGCUCGUCCAGCCACGUUGGAACAAUUGUUGGUUCUGUUGACACGUGAAUCUGCGCGCCGCAUUGUUCAUCUUGUAAAUGGCACUGCAACAUUAGCUAAAAGAACACCGCGUGACCUCGGCCGAGUUCUCGUUCGAGUGUCCCAUCAAUUGCUCGCAGUCGCAAACGCUUCAUUACAGAUGAUACCAGUGAUCGGUAAGAAGGAUGCUGUGAAAGCACGAAUGUCCACGAUACGCGCGAUCAUUCAGAGACUUAGUUCGACUACAAAUCAUUUAUUGGAGCAACUUGCAGCUUUCCUAGCCGGUCGACCGAGCGUUCCUAAAGUCACACACGUCCAGAGUCAUCAACAAAACCACAAUAACCACAUGUCGCUGACUUCUAAUCCACCGGUGAAUGUGGAAAGCGCGCUUUCUAAAUCUGCCGAGCAGUAUUCUCGGGUGAAAGACUGCCAUCAGCUGGUGCACUGGGUUUUAACCACGGCUGAAGCUUCUUUAAGCACCGCGACGAAACAAGCUGUACCCAUCGCCGUGCCCAUCGCCAAGAAACUCGAGAACCCUAUACACUUCGUCGACCACACGUUGUGCCUCGGUCUUGACAAAAUCGAAGAAAAAGUACCAAUGGUCAAAGAGAAACCCGAGCAGAUAUUGGAGAACGCGUACAUGCUGGCUCUUCAAACUGUUCAGCCAGCUGUUUGGAGCAUUUCGCACGUUAACGAUUUAAUAACGGCGCAGGCCGUCAAUUUGAGGGAUAUCAGCUGGAACAAGGCGAAUCAGAUCUUAGGAACGUAUUAUGGUAGCGCAGCUGUCAAGGGUUUGGAUAACACAGCUGUUGUUGUCGAUAAGUUGAUCGAUAAAUAUUUUCCUGCGACGACUGAGAAUGAACAUUCGAUAGGAAAAAUGGCGGAGACCAAAGAAACAAGUAGCAUCACAGUCGAAGGCGCGCCGCAUCUCGAAGUGUUUGAUCGCGUGAAAAAUAUUCCCGUUAUUCACUCAGCGAUCGAGAAAACAGGAUCCACGUACUCCUACUUGAAAGAUUCGCAUCAUUUAAUUAACUGGGCCCUUACUCAAGCCGAAGCCGGACUUCAUUAUGCUACCGCCACAGCUGCGCCUCUCACCGCGCCGUUGGCUAAGAAAUUCGAGGACCAAAUCACAGCAGUAGAUCAAAAAUUGUGCGAAGGCUUAGAUAUCGUUGAACAGAAAGUGCCUAUUAUGAAGCAGCCUCCUCAGCAGAUUUAUGACGCAGCGAAAGCGGUAAUGAGCAGUUCAUUACAACCGACAAUUGACAAACUCCACGCCGCGAAAGAAACCGCGACACAACAAGCCUCGACACUCAAGGAAGUUAGUAUAGCAAAAGCCAAUGAAUUGUUGAACACGCAAUAUGGCACUAUGGCCGUACAAGGUGUGGAUAACACAAGUGUUCUCAUUAAUGGUUUGUUAGACCGCUACUUCCCACCGGUUGAAGGAGAAGAAGAAGAUUCACCAGUGCCUGUAUCUGCUGACGAGAACAAAGUUUUGCACGCUGUACAGACGAUCGGCCAAUUAUCGGCGAAAACAGCAAAUCGAGUGUAUCAUUCGGUUGCAGCACAACUGAAGACUGUAAAGAAGGAGGAUGUGCAAUCAUAUAUGUCCAGCGUUAUAUCCAUCCUUCACUUGACGCAUUUCUUAAGUUUAAGCGACAAACAAAUCGCCAGUAAAGAAGAGGAAAGUCCAGUUUGCCAAAAACCGGGGAAAAUCUAAUAUAGGAACAAUAAUCAGUUACUAUUUUUAUACGAACUUCAUAGAAACCAUGUAAUCUAUUGCAACACAUAUCAAUAUAUAGAUGUGAAUAAUCUUUUUAUAUGUUAUAUACAGU